Messenger RNA from Polychytrium aggregatum, 2012 nucleotides. RefSeq lists its product as uncharacterized. Lineage: Eukaryota; Fungi; Chytridiomycota; Chytridiomycetes; Polychytriales. Gene Ontology annotation, biological process: cellular response to starvation. The transcript has a single exon. Bases 375 to 1682 code for a protein of 435 amino acids. Gene Ontology annotation, cellular component: nucleus. Gene Ontology annotation, molecular function: DNA-binding transcription factor activity; RNA polymerase II transcription regulatory region sequence-specific DNA binding. The record is from RefSeq and is a predicted model, not a curated record.
UUUAAAUAGUCUGCGCUCUCCCGCCUCGCUGCCAUAGGUGACUGCAUCAACCCAUUUCAUUUCGCUUCGGUGUCUUUCGUUUGUUCGCUCGUUCGUUCACUCUCGCUUUCGCUCUCGCCUUCUCUCUCUCCCAGGAGCAGCCCAUCUCUGCCUCGCUCGAACACACCCAGGCCGCUUGAUGCUCUAUACCGUCUCUCUGUCUCUCUGAGCCGCUUCUCAUCUUUUUUUCGGAUCUUCCGUCCGUCCGUCCCUGCCGGCUCCUUCCCGCCUUUGCCUUUGGUCUCGCUCCGACUGUCGACCCCCCCCAAGCCCCUCCGCUGUUCAAGCCCUCUGAAUUUCAUUCUCCGCCUUCCCCACACUUGUUCUCCUGCGCCAUGGUCCGCACCCUCGAUACCUCCAAUGUCGACGAUCUCCAUCGCUCCCUCUGGGGCUACUCUGCCUUCUCGGGAACCCCUGCCAAGCCUGCCUCCAUGUUCUCGUCGAUGCCAGAAGAUCCAAGCAUCUACGCCAACCCUGGCCAUGAUCUGAUUGACUAUUCGCUGGCCCAGUUCGGCCUCGGCGACCUCGAGCUGGUCGCCGACACCACCUCCCCCGCCCAGUCGCCCUCGGCACACGAUCCCACUCUCGCCGGCGGCUUCCAUGAGCUCCGGUCGCUGAUCUUUUCGUCGCCUCCGAUGGACGCUUCCUUCCCCGUCGCCGUCACCUCGGCUCCAAGCGCGAGCCUCCGGGCACCCACCUCGCUGGCCUCGGCGCUCCCGGCCUCCCUGGCGCCUUCGCUGCCAACGUCGCUACCUGCCUCGCUGGUCUCGGCGCUUCCAGCCACCAUCGCCGUCACCCUGCCUUCCGCGCUUCCUACCACCCUGCCAGCCUCGCUCUCGACGACCCUGCCCACGUCGCUGGCCGCGACGCUCCCCACGACCCUGCCUAUCGAUCUGGCCUUCCGCCCUGCAUCCCCAAUCCUGUCGGCGCCUGCUCUCCCCUAUUCCCCGCCGACAACUCCUUCUUCUGCCAUGCUCUCGACCCUGGCCGCUGCCGACAAGCCUAUUGUCGAUGCCACCGCUGCCUCAGGCGUCCUCGCGCCCUACGACGAGCAGAUCGGUUUCCACCGCCUGGUCUCGUUCGCCCGUCGUCGCCUCGGCAAGUGGGAGCAGGCGCGCCUGUUCUACGCUCUGGCCCAGUUCCGGCCCUCGUCCAUGGCCCGCCAGGCUCCGCUGUCGGUGCAGGAUCUGAUUCUUGCCGAGCAAUGCAUCCAGCGCACCCUCAAGGACUACGAGAACCUACUCUUCCUGACCGGCACUCCGACCGUCAUCUGGCGAACCGCCGGUGAGAUCGUCAUGGUCGGCGAGGAGUUCACCGAGCUGACGGGCUGGUCGGCCUCUGCCCUCAUCCUGGGAAUGACCCCGAACAAGGCCCCCGUCGCAUCGGUGCCGCCCUCGCAGCACAACAACAUGCUGAUCACCGAGAUCAUGGACGGCAAGUCGUGCAUCGACUACUGGGAAAUGUUCUCCAAGAACGCCCAGCUCGGCGCCUCGGCCGACUCGCCCGUCUCGGGUCGCUGCAUCCUGCUCCGUCCCGACGGCCAGCCCCUGCCAUGCGCGUACUGCGUCACCAUCAAGCGCGAUCUCUUUGAUCGUCCGGCGCUGAUGGUCGGCAACUUCCUCCCGAUGAUGUGCAAGCCUUGAAGGAUGAGAAAAGCCAUUCCUCGUCCUCGUCUCCUCGACAACUGGUUCUCCUGUCUGCUCCGCGGCCGGCCUCUGUUCCGCCCCGCACCACCCCUUCUCCCACCCUUUCUCGCCCUUUCUUGCGCCGCGACGCGCCUUUUGAUUCUUUUGUAUCUAUAUUUGCUCGGGGAUCUCUCCCAGACGGGGGUCUCCCUUCUCCUUUCCCGCCGCCGGUGCCUGUGGCCCGCUGGCUCCCUCUGUUCUCUGCGCAAGCCGCCCGUCGUUGCUUUGCCCCUCCAAUGCAUGUAAAUACUUGGCUUCACAUAAUACGAAUAGAACUGUUAUGAGCAC